This is a messenger RNA of Babjeviella inositovora NRRL Y-12698, 597 nucleotides long. Its product is annotated as gluconokinase. Gene Ontology annotation, cellular component: cytoplasm. The transcript has a single exon. The record is from RefSeq and is a predicted model, not a curated record. Bases 1 to 597 code for a protein of 198 amino acids. Gene Ontology annotation, molecular function: gluconokinase activity. Lineage: Eukaryota; Fungi; Ascomycota; Pichiomycetes; Serinales.
AUGACCUCCAGCAAGAAAACGGCCACGGUCAUUGUCCUUGGUGGCCCCUCCGGUACCGGUAAAACCACCAUAGGGCUUAUGUUGGCCGACAAAUUGCAGUGUCCAUUCGUCGAGGGAGACUCUUUGCACCCCGCCGAAAACAUCAACAAAAUGGGAAACAAUAUUCCGUUGACCGAUACCGAUCGCUGGCCGUGGUUGACCCAGAUCUCCCGGCAGUCGGUCCAGGCUGCCGUCGCCAGUACCACCUCACACUUAUCGGUGGUUUCCUGUUCGAUGCUCAAGGCUAUUUACAGGGAUUACAUCAAGUCUGAGAACCCAUUUUUACAGUCGGACGAUGUUGCCGUAAAGUUUGUCUUUGUCUUCUUGCACUGCAGGUUUGAGGAUGGACUCAAGCGGGUAGGCGGCAGAGAAAGCCACUUCUUCAAGGCCGAUUUGACCAAGUCGCAAUACGACAUCAUGGAAAUCCCAGCCGGCGACAGAAUCUUGGGCCUGAGUCCAUCUGGAAGCGAGUUGCCAAUUGAUACUACCAACAAGAAGCCGGAGGUGAUUUUGACCGAAAUUUUAGAGAAGUUGGCCUACUUCAAAGCUCUAGAAUAG